GUUAGUUCGAUCGUAGACUUAAACAAAAUCUUAUUAUUACUACUGUUUUACUUCAUUCGACAAAGUUAACCGAUAGUAAUUAUUUAAUAAAGUGUGCGUUAUCAUAAAAUAUUAUAAUUUUUUUGUCAUUGGCAAAUUAUAUAAUUAUGUCUGGAGAACACGAAGCCAAAAUAAUAUCUGGUACAGAGCUAUCAAAGUUAAUAAAAUGUGCUCUAAGAGAACAGAUUAAUAUUUUAGCUAAACAUUAUGUUGGAUUCAGACCGCAGCUUAUAAUUAUUCAAGUUGGUGGUCGUGAAGAUUCUAAUGUUUACAUUAAAAUGAAAUUGAAAUCUGCUGCAGAAUUUGGGGUAGAUGCCUCACAUGUAGCAUAUCCCAAUACUAUAACUCAAAAUGAAUUAUUGUCCGAAAUAAACAAAUAUAAUGUUGAUCCUAAUAUUCAUGGUAUUAUUGUCCAAAUGCCUUUAGAUUGUAUUGAAAAUAUUGAUUCUCACUUAAUUACCAAUACUGUUUCAGCUGAAAAAGAUGUUGAUGGUUUGAAUAUAAUUAAUGAAGGAAGAGUUGCUAUUGGUGACUUGUCAGGUUUAAUACCUUGUACUCCAAAUGGUGUUAUUGAAUUAAUAAAAAAAAGUGGAAUCGAAAUUGCUGGGAAAAAAGCAGUUGUGCUAGGACGUAGUAAAAUUGUUGGAGCUCCGGUAGCAAAUUUAUUAUUAUGGCAUAAUGCUACUGUUACUAUAUGCCAUUCUAAAACAAAAGAUAUUGAUAAAGAAGUUUCUAAAGCAGAUAUUUUAGUUGUGGCAAUCGGUAAACCAGAAUUUGUUCGAGGUUCUUGGAUAAAACCAGGAGCAAUAGUGAUAGAUUGUGGUAUUAAUUCUAUACCAGAUGCCUCUAAGAAAGCAGGUUAUCGUCUAGUGGGAGAUGUCCAUUACCCAUCAGCUUCCCAUGUUGCAGGAGCAAUAACUCCUGUACCUGGUGGUGUUGGACCUAUGACUGUAGCCAUGUUGUUAUCAAAUACUGUACAAGCUGCUAAAAAGAUCAUUUGUAAAAUAACGAAUAAUCAAUGGAAUUUAAGUGAAAGACCACUUAAAUUAAAACGACCUGUGCCAAGAGACAUCGAUAUUGCUAGAAAUCAAGAACCAAAAGAUAUCACCUUAUUAGCUAAUGAAAUAGGACUAGUUAGUUGUGAGAUAAACCAUUAUGGUAAUAAAAAAGCAAAAAUUGAUUUAUCAGCUCUUGAGCGUUUAAAAGACAGAAUGAAUGGAAAAUAUGUUGUUGUCACUGGUAUAACACCAACAUCUUUGGGUGAAGGAAAAACUACAACACUAAUUGGACUUGUACAAGCUCUAGCAGCACAUUGUAAAAAAAAUUCUAUAGCCUGUCUAAGACAGCCUUCUCAAGGUCCUACAUUUGGAAUUAAAGGUGGUGCCGCCGGAGGUGGAUAUUCUCAAGUAAUACCUAUGGAAGAUUUUAACCUUCACUUAACUGGUGAUAUACAUGCUAUUACUGCAGCAAAUAACUUAUUAGCUGCUCAAAUUGAUACCCGGAUAUUUCAUGAAGCCACUCAAAAAGAUCAAGCUUUAUUUAAUCACCUAGUACCACCUUCUUUAGAAGGAAAAAGAAUAUUUACAAAUAUACAACUAAACAGACUCAAUAGAUUAGGAAUUAAUAAAACUGAUCCAAAUUCAUUAACCCCUGAAGAAAUUAACAAAUUUGUUAGAUUAAAUAUUGAUCCUAAUACUAUAACAUGGAAUAGAGUAAUUGAUACAAAUGAUCGUUUUCUUCGUAAAAUCACUAUUGGUCAAUCACCAACAGAAAAAAACCAUACCAGGCAAACUUGUUUUGAUAUAACUGUUGCUAGUGAGAUAAUGGCUAUUCUAGCAUUAGCUAAGAAUAUGAAUGAUCUUAAAAAUAGGUUAUCAAACAUAGUUGUGGCUCAAGAUAAAGAAGGUGGAAAUGUAACUGCUGAUGAUUUAGGAAUGACUGGUGCAAUGGCUGUUCUUUUAAAAGAUGCUGUCAAUCCAACACUUAUGCAAACGCUUGAAGGAACGCCUGUUAUGGUACAUGCAGGUCCAUUUGCUAAUAUUGCUCAUGGAGCAUCAUCAAUCCUGGCUGACUUGUUAGCUUCAAAAUUAGUAGGUCCUGAAGGCUAUGUUGUGACUGAAGCAGGAUUUGGAUCAGAUAUUGGCAUGGAAAAGUUUUUCAACAUUAAAUGCAGGUACUCAGGCCUUAUUCCAAAUGCUAUAGUUUUAGUAUGUACUGUUCGUGCUUUAAGGAUGCAUGGAGGAGGAGAAAUUAAUCUUGGUCAAUCUGUGACAAACGAAGAAAGAGAAAAAGCAUUGUUGAAAGGAAUAGCUAACUUACAAAAACACAUUAGUAAUGGUAUUAAGUAUGGCAUUCCUAUAGUAGUAGCAAUAAAUGCUAUGAAAACAGAUUCUGAUAAUGAAUGGAAAAUUAUAAAAGAAGCUAGUCUUAAAGCUGGUGCGUUAGAUGCUGUUUUAAGUACCCACUGGGAAAAUGGUGGAUCAGGUGCUAAAAAUUUAGCUGAAACAAUUAUUGAUGCUUGUCAUAAAACACAGAAUUUCAAAUUUUUGUAUGAUUUAAAUAUAUCUUUAAAAUGUAAGAUAGAAAUAAUUGCAGUUGAAAUGUAUGGUGCUAAGACUGUUCAAUUUAAUGCAGAAAUUUUAAAAAAAUUAAACAUAUAUGAAUCAAAGGGUUAUGGUAAUUUACCAAUAUGUAUGGCCAAAACAGCAUUAUCGUUAAGUGGUGAUCCACAAAUUAAAGGUGUUCCUACAGAUUUUACUCUACCAAUAAUGGAUGUUUAUGUGUCAGUUGGAGCUGGUUUUGUUGUUGUAAUUGCUGGAGAUAUAACUAAAAUGCCUGGUUUACCAACUCGUCCUAACAUCUACGAUAUUGAUUUAAAUACUGAAACAGGAGAAAUUGUUGGCUUGUUCUAAAUUACUAUUCUAGUUAACAUUAAUUUAAUCCAAUUAGUAACCAUUAUUAUUUUAUCAAACAUUUUAUACCACAGAUGUUUCUCAUUAAAGUUUAUUAUAUUAUUUUUAAUAUAUAUCUUUAUUUACUCUCAAUUUUUUUUAAUUUAAAAAUAGUUUAUGUUUAAUAUAAUUUUAUGUUUUGUUUUGUACAAAAUUCAAUAUUGUUAUUGCUUCUUAAUAAAAAUAUAAUUGAUGUUCAACUCAUUAUUAUGUGAUAACUAAUUGUAAGUGAUAAAAUUUUGUUAUUAAAAUAAGGAUAUGUUAGGUUGUUGACACAAAUAUUAACAAGCAUCAAGAGCUGAAAGGAUUUAAGUGACAUUUUGGGAAAAAAUUAAUCAAGUUCAAAGCUAUAAAGUAAAAUAGCUUAUUUUAAAAAUUAAAUAUUAUAAGGGAUUUUUAAUAGUAUUUAUCAUUAAAUUCUUAAAACAACUGCAUUGGAAAAAUAGCAUUUCUCAAUCUUUAGAUACAAUUAUUUCAGAAUCAACUCUUCUUUUUCUUAUAUCUUCUCAGUAGUGGCAUAUUUAAAGGGGUCACAGGAAUAUGUGCCUACCUUUUUAACCAUAAUAUAAAAAUGUGGUUUUUUUUUUUACUUAUAUUCA
Messenger RNA from Daktulosphaira vitifoliae (grape phylloxera), 3589 nucleotides. RefSeq names its product C-1-tetrahydrofolate synthase, cytoplasmic (gene pug). Gene Ontology annotation, cellular component: cytosol. Bases 147 to 2951 code for a protein of 934 amino acids. The record is from RefSeq and is a predicted model, not a curated record. Gene Ontology annotation, biological process: tetrahydrofolate interconversion. Gene Ontology annotation, molecular function: ATP binding; methylenetetrahydrofolate dehydrogenase (NADP+) activity; formate-tetrahydrofolate ligase activity. Lineage: Eukaryota; Metazoa; Arthropoda; Insecta; Hemiptera; Phylloxeridae. The transcript has 16 exons.